ACUUCCUGCACGCCGUGUCGCUGCUGCUGGUCCGUGAACAUGGCGUCCGCCGGAGCUGCAGACGACUGGAAGAAGGAGCUCACAUGUGCGAUCUGUCUGGAUUAUUUCAAGGACCCCGUCAUCCUGAAGUGCGGCCACAGCUUCUGUCGCUUCUGCAUCUGCAUGCACUGGGACGAGAAUGGUUCGGACUACGGCUACCAGUGCCCCCAGUGCCGAACGGUGUUCAACAAGAGGACGUUCACCAAGAACUACCUGGUGCAGAACCUGGUGGCCAAACUGGACGAUCUGGAGUGUUUGGGCUCCAGCUCUUCGCCCCCCCAGCCUGUCAAAGUAGACGGGAAGUGUGAGCAGCAUGGAGAAGAGCUGAAACUCUACUGCCAGACUGACAAAAGGCUGAUCUGUGUUGUGUGCCGGGAAUCCAGAGCACACAGACACCAUGAGGUGGCACCGGUGCCAGAAGUUGCCAAUGAUAUGAGGAUGGAUUUGAAGCAGAAGCUAAUUGAGCUCAACUGGGAGAAGUCUGCGUGUUUGGACAUUACAACGGCUGAAACGCUAAACAAAGAUGAAGCAGUGGUCAACAAACGGAGAAUCAAGGAGAAGAUAGAAGCGGAUAUCGGUGCCAUGGUCCAGUUCCUGCUGAGUGAGCGAGACUCCCUGCUCGAGGGCCUGGAGAUCCAGGCAGAGGACACCGUGUCACUGUUGGAUGAAAACCUGGAGAUGCUGGAGAAGGAAGGUGCAGAUUUGGACAAAGUCAUAGCUGAUAUCCACGGCCACAUCGGUGGGAAGACGAGCUUUGAGAGUCUUGCUGAGACAUGGAAAGAAGUCGUCCACCGCGAGCCCUUCCCCAGCCCCGAGGUUCUGGGUGUGAAUACUGGAUAUCCCAAAUACUCGGGGCCCAUCCAGCUUAUCUUGUGGAAGAAGAUGAUGCACGUGCUGCACACCAUGCCUCAGAACCUGACCCUGGACCCCAACACCGCUCACCCAUACCUGUUCAUCUCAGACUUUGACACCAAGGUGGAGGAGGGCCACGUGCGUAACCAGGACCCGGAGAUGCCCAGCCGCUUCAGCCGAUUCUGUGGGGUGCUGGCCAUAGCCCAGUACUCCAGUGGCCAGCACUACUGGGAGGUGGAUGUGAGGGACAAAGGCGUGUGGUACCUGGGAGUCACCACUCAGAGCAGCAACAGGAAGGGCUUCGUCAACCUCACGCCCUCCGCAGGAUACUGGAGCCUGUGUCUGCAGGACCGGCUGUACGCCAACGACGAGGACGGACGCAUCCCAGUGGCCGACCACUGGGACUCCCCCCGGGUGGGCGUGUUUCUGGACUACGACAAAGGACGCCUCAGCUUCUACGACGGCGUCACAAUGAAGAGACUCUACAUGUUUGACACCUGCUUUGAUGAAGCGGUCAGCCCGUUCUUCAGCCCAGGGAAAAACGAUCCAGGCAGCCGGCUGCAGAUAUGCCACUAUUACUGAACGAGCUGCAGUGAGGCUUUUAAAUGAAUUGUGUAAGAGUCAACUCGUGUACGCCUGUGAUUCCAGAUGUGCUGUUGGCUAGGAGCGCCGGUUUAGACACACACACACUGUAGGCUCAUAGCCUGACUACUGUGGCCGGGUGUCAGCAGAGGAACUGUGUCUGCUGGGAACCAGUUAACCGACGGCUCUGAUCCUGUUCGCAGCCGCGAUGCUCCACCACUGUACAUAAACCUGUUGGCUGAGUUUUUGUUGGACCGGGUCAGUGCUCCAGCCGUGUUGGUUAGUCCUGUUAGGAAACAUGGCCUCGUUAUCACAUUGAUACUUGUCGACAGUUACUCGUUAGUUCAGCCUGAAGUCGGUGCUGAUGGCCUUCAUGUCUCAGUGACUGGAUUCAGUCACGCUCUCGACUCUCGGACCUCGUUUGACCUCCAGGAACUAAUGGCUCAGGUUCUUUUGUGGAUUUUAACACCAGUGCAGAUUUUAUCUUUCAAAACUUUACCUUUUUUUUAUUAUGUACAUUCUGUACUUCUUUGGACCGUUGCAAUUUCCUCUGUUUAUUGUUCCGAGUCACAUUUUUGUGAGCAGUUAUACAAACCAGAUUUAAAACUAGGUCAGUUCCAAAGUGAGCAAGUGCAAAAAUGCUCAAAGAUUGUAGUGACCAAUUAUUAGCAUUUCAUUAAUGUAGUUAAUCAGCUACAUACGCCCGAUCAUUUUUAUCUGUGGUUGAACCCGUAGAUGUGUUUUACUGUAUAAUGACAUUCCAUCACAUCCAAGAGCCAAAACAGUGUUUAUUUUAGAUUCUGUUAUAUAAUCCUGCUUCACUUGUUUUGACGAUUUGGCCAUUUUAUUCAAAUUGAAUGUAAAAUACCUGUAUAUAGACGGCUGUACAAAUAUUUGUCAUUUCUUCUGAAAUGUUUGAUUUUACUUAUUUUCUUUCUUGUGCAGUUUGCCAAUGUUUUUAUUGCGAGGCAGAGUAGAAACAUUUACUAGGAUCAGUGAUAAUAUUUGAGAAGACGUACAAUCAACCUCAAGAUGCUUUUAGUUUUUGUAUGUUUUGCCUAUGAUGGUGUAUUUCAUUUCAUACCUGUGCAUACUUUUGGUUGCUUUUCUCAUCCAUGCGUACAGGAAGCAGUUUGAGAUGUCUUGCUAAGCGACAUAAAAAUGAUAUUGUUA
Molecule: messenger RNA, 2646 nt
Organism: Pleuronectes platessa (European plaice)
Lineage: Eukaryota; Metazoa; Chordata; Actinopteri; Pleuronectiformes; Pleuronectidae
Gene: trim47
Product: tripartite motif containing 47
Exons: 8
Coding region: 40-1473 (477 amino acids)
Molecular function (GO): zinc ion binding; protein binding
Source: RefSeq, a predicted model, not a curated record